Messenger RNA from Kalmanozyma brasiliensis GHG001, 1140 nucleotides. Its product is annotated as Peptidyl-prolyl cis-trans isomerase, FKBP-type, domain protein. Gene Ontology annotation, cellular component: nucleolus; chromatin. Bases 1 to 1140 code for a protein of 379 amino acids. The record is from RefSeq and is a predicted model, not a curated record. NCBI's taxonomy places the organism in Eukaryota, Fungi, Basidiomycota, Ustilaginomycetes, Ustilaginales. The transcript has a single exon. Gene Ontology annotation, molecular function: peptidyl-prolyl cis-trans isomerase activity; macrolide binding.
AUGGCUGCUACACCAAUCGGCUUCUUCGGCCUCAAGCUCGUUCCGGGCAAGAUCCACAGGAUGGACGUCUCGCGCGACUUCAAGAUCACCAACGUCUCGUACGCCGACGCCCCAAAGUCAAACACAAAGACGCUCGUCAAGAUCCACUACACCCACGUCCCUGGCUUCGAGGAGGACUACGACGAGGACGAGGAUGCUGACGAGGAGAAGAACCCCGAGGACGAGGAUGAGAUCGAGGAGAAGGUCUACACGCUCUGCAGUCUCAACGGUAGCAACAAGGACCACGCCGUCGUCGACCUGCAGUUCUGCCAGGAGGAGCUUAUUGGCUUCUCCAUCACCGGUGACGCGCCUGUUGAUCUCGUAGGCAACUAUGUCGCACCACCCGACUUUUUCGACCAGGAGCCUUCCGACAGCGAGCUCUACUCGGACGACUCGGACGACGAGGGCAUGUACGAUCUCGACUCGGACGACUUUGAUUCGGACGAUGACGAGGAGGACGACGAUGAAGACAUGGAGGACCCUGCCCGUUUCGAGGAGCUCGUUGAGUCGAAGCCCAAGAAGGCGAUCGCAGCUGCGCCAGUCGCCGAAUCAAAGAAGCGUGUUGCGGAAAAGCCUGCCAAGGAGACCCCCGUCAAGAAGCUCAAGGCGGAUGCCGCCGCCGCUCCGACCGCCUCGGCCACUUCGACACCCACCAAGGUCGCCGACGCCAAGGCCGACAAGCAGACCAAGACCCCCAAGGACGUCAAGUCGCCAGCAGCCACCGUCGAGAAGAAGACCGCCGCCGACAAGCCAGCAUCUAAGAUGACCACCACCAAGCUCCCCUCCGGUCUCAUCAUCGAGGAGAAGAGCGCCGGUACAGGAGCGCCUUGCAAGCCUGGCCAGAAGGUGGGCAUGCGCUACGUAGGCAAGCUCACCAACGGCAAGGUCUUUGAUCAGUGCACCAGCGGUAAGCCGUUCUACUUCAAGCUCGGCAAGGGCGAGGUGAUCAAGGGCUGGGACGAGGGCGUCAAGGGCAUGAAGGUUGGCGCUGAGCGUCGUCUGACUUGCCCGGCAAAGCUCGCUUACGGCAACCAGAAGCUGCCCGGUAUCCCUGCUAACUCGACGCUCAUGUUCGACGUCAAGCUUGUCGAGAUCAAGUAG